Messenger RNA from Ruditapes philippinarum (Manila clam), 1355 nucleotides. RefSeq names its product tyrosine-protein kinase transmembrane receptor Ror-like. Gene Ontology annotation, biological process: multicellular organism development; cellular response to nerve growth factor stimulus; positive regulation of kinase activity. The record is from RefSeq and is a predicted model, not a curated record. Gene Ontology annotation, cellular component: axon; signaling receptor complex. Gene Ontology annotation, molecular function: neurotrophin binding; transmembrane receptor protein tyrosine kinase activity; ATP binding. NCBI's taxonomy places the organism in Eukaryota, Metazoa, Mollusca, Bivalvia, Venerida, Veneridae.
CAAAUUACAUCAAAUUCACUUGACAGCAACUUAGGCUCGGACUCGUUCUCAGAUAUUGGUCUCAAAAUUUUUCUCCCAGUUGGGUUGGUAUUGGUGAUAAGUUUCAUCGUGCUUUUACUGGUAUUAUCAUACCGAUACUACCGUAGGUACUACUUCCGCGGACAAAAUUGUUCACUUGUGAAAGCUAGUGAGGAUAAUCAAAUUCUGGACAAGUUGAAUGUUGUAAAUAGAAAUUCAUCUUACUUUGAAACCAAUGUAGGAGAAUAUGGCAAAAAGUGGAUCAACGGAAGCAUUUCAGUCGAUAAUUUAAGAUUGAUAGAAGUGAUUGGGGAAGGAGCGUUUGGUCAAGUCUAUAAAGGCGAGCUUAUUCAACCAGAUGUAAACGAAACUACAUUAGUAGCCGUUAAAGUGUUAAAAGAGGGCGUGUCACACGAGGCACGUGAUGACUUCGAGCGCGAGGUAGAAACCAUGAGUGCCUUUGAUCAUGAUAAUAUCCUUAAACUUCUGGGGACUGUGUCUACAGGGAACAACGACACCCCUUAUAUGGUGUUUGAAUACAUGAUGCACGGUGACCUGACAGAGAUGCUUAGGAAGAAUGAGCCAACUAUUACAACUACUGACACUUCUGUAAUGUUGCAAAAGACUGACCUUGUUGACAUUACGAUACAGAUUGCCAACGGUAUGAGAUAUCUGACGUCACAGCAUUUUGUUCAUCGUGAUCUUGCAACGCGUAACUGCCUCGUAGGUGAUGGUUUGAUUGUAAAGAUAAGCGAUUUUGGGAUGUCACGUGAUAUUUACACUUGUGAUUAUUAUAAGAUUGGGGGAUCAAGAAUGUUGCCGGUACGAUGGAUGUCACCAGAAGCUGUGAAAUGGGGACGAUUUACUACAGACUCUGAUAUAUGGGCAUUUGGUGUUGUUCUGUGGGAGAUCUUUAGCUACGGGCGACAACCCUACUAUGGACAUACAAACGAAGAGGUUAUUAGAUUUCUGGACGAUGGAAUUUUACUGCAGAGGCCCGAGGAAUGCUCAUCCAUAGUAUAUCACGUUAUGUUACAAUGUUGGAAAAUAAAUCCUAAAGAACGACUGGCAUUUGACAGAAUCCACAAAUAUUUGACCGAAUACAGCAAACAACUUCAAAACUCCUCAAAACCUGCAUCAUAUAAUGUGGUCAAUGAAUAUGAAAUUCCUCAAUAAGCACUUCAAAAUAACUUUGUUAUUUAAGAACUGUCGUGAUUGAUAAAGUGAUUGACAAUACAAACGAUGGACCUACUUUCCGUGUUUGAUUCGUAGCCAAGAUAGGAGUUGCAUUCAUUCUUUUUAGUUAUUAGUUAUUAACUACAAAAUUAUGGCGCUCA